Molecule: messenger RNA, 1441 nt
Organism: Myripristis murdjan (pinecone soldierfish)
Lineage: Eukaryota; Metazoa; Chordata; Actinopteri; Holocentriformes; Holocentridae
Gene: sf3b4
Product: splicing factor 3b, subunit 4
Exons: 6
Coding region: 72-1283 (403 amino acids)
Biological process (GO): positive regulation of mRNA splicing, via spliceosome
Cellular component (GO): precatalytic spliceosome; nucleolus; U2 snRNP
Molecular function (GO): RNA binding
Source: RefSeq, a predicted model, not a curated record
GUCACUUCCGCCGCUCGGAGCAGGAAGGGGCGGGGCCACACUGCCGGACGCUCGCCCUGCGUUCGUUCAACAUGGCGGCGGGACCAAUUUCGGAAAGAAACCAAGAUGCCACUGUGUACGUUGGUGGCCUGGACGAGAAAGUCUCAGAGCCGCUACUAUGGGAGCUUUUCCUGCAGGCUGGCCCUGUGGUAAACACACACAUGCCCAAAGACAGGGUCACAGGCCAACACCAGGGUUAUGGCUUUGUGGAGUUUCUCAGUGAAGAGGAUGCUGACUAUGCCAUCAAAAUUAUGAAUAUGAUAAAGCUCUAUGGGAAACCCAUUCGAGUCAAUAAGGCCUCGGCACACAACAAAAACCUGGACGUGGGUGCCAACAUCUUCAUUGGUAACCUGGAUCCAGAGAUCGACGAGAAACUGCUCUACGACACAUUCAGUGCCUUUGGUGUGAUCCUCCAGACGCCCAAAAUCAUGCGCGACCCAGACACCGGCAACUCCAAGGGUUACGCCUUCAUCAAUUUUGCCAGCUUUGAUGCAUCAGACGCCGCAAUUGAGGCCAUGAACGGCCAGUACCUGUGCAACAGGCCUAUCACGGUGUCCUACGCAUUCAAGAAAGACUCCAAAGGGGAGCGCCACGGCUCGGCUGCAGAGCGCCUCCUGGCUGCACAGAAUCCUCUUUCGCAGGCAGACAGGCCUCACCAGCUGUUUGCAGAUGCUCCGCCGCCUCCCUCUGCGCCGACUCCAGUCCUCACCACACUGGGAACUGGGAUGCCCAUGCCUGGAAUGCCGCCUCCUGGUGCUUUCCCUCCUGUGCCUCCCCCAGGUUCGAUGCCUCCAGGGAUGCCACCUGGCAUGCCCAUGCCUCCGUCUGCAGGGACACCAGGACCACAGGCUGCCAGCUCAGGACCUCCACCUGGACCUCCUCCUUUCCCCCCAGCCGGCAUGCAUCCAGGUAUGCCUCAGAUGCCCAUGCCCCCUCAUGCACCCCCUGGCAUGGUGCCCCCACCCCCUGCUCCCCCAGGAUCAAACCAGCACCGGGCCCCACCGCCCCCUGGCAUGCCCCCCCACCCACAUAUGGGCAUGCCACCCAGAGGACCAUACGGACCUCCCAUGGGUCCCCCCAUGCAUCCGGGUAUGAGAGGGCCACCUCCUCCCAUGCCUCCACCUGGCUAUGGCAGUGGCCCUCCCCGCCCACCUCCUUUUGGUUUCCAGAGAGGGCCCCCCAUGCCACCGAGGCCUCCCGGUGCCCCACCACGGGUUCCCAUGAGAGGACCAAUGCCACCGUAAUCGAUUUAAGACCACAGCAAGGGAUUCUCAUUUUGAUUUUUUUAACAUCUCUAGAUCUAGUUUAUAAUUGUGAACUUGGACUACCAACACUUUGUAUCUUUUGUUUGUCAAUGUACAGAUGCUGUCCUGUGAGGAAUAAAGCUUUUAACACAAAUAGA